UACAGUAAUGAGAUGUAAUAUUACGGAGGGCAGUAAUUGGUUCGUUUACACCAUGGAGCUCUCAAUGACUUAUGUACAGUAACACCAUCACAUCCUUACCCCAGGUAGUCUUUCAUUCGCGUUGGAAACAGGCCUUGGUUGAUAACGUUAUCUUUGUGAUACUAGCUAGACCCCUUCCUAAUAUUGAGUUUGUAACCUCCCUUUUGCCCUCAGAACAGCCUCAAUUCGUCACUCAGGGUAUGUGAUCGUAUACAAACGUAAGCAAGGUUUGAAAUUAUUAUGUUUUGGGCUUUUCGCAUUAAAUUCUCAGUUUAACAAAUUAUUUGUAAUUAUGUUCUCCCCACCCGACCAUCCGCUCGAGUCAAAUUGGUCCCGCGGCUGAAUCUAGUUGACGAUCCCUGCUGUGUGGUCUCACCAGACUGCAAUGCUGACUACACUUCUUCUUUCUCUAGUUAUGUAACAAGGAGUUUCAGUACGCUGCCUCUCUGAGGGCCCAUCUGGCCAGACACAAGCACCAGAAGAGUCAGAGGCCGACCCUGGUCAGGGUCCCCCAACCCCACGGCGAGGAGGGCCUCGAGGUGGACGGCAGGACCAAGGGACGCACCAAGAGAGAGUUUGUCUGUGACAUCUGUGGAAAGACUCUCCCUAAGCUGUACUCUCUGAGGAUCCACAUGCUCAACCACACUGGGGUACGGCCCCACUCCUGCAGGGUCUGUGGGAAGACCUUCGCUCAUAAACACAGCCUGAAGAUGCACAGAGCUCUACAUGACGCUGCUAAACAGUUCCACUGCCUGCUCUGUGACAAGUCCUUUGUUAGUAAGAGAAGUCUGGAGGAACACACCAGUAUUCACACAGGUGAAUCUAAGUAUCUCUGUACCCAGUGUGGAAGGUCGUUCCACCGAGCCUCUGGUCUGAGUAAACACAUUAAGAGACACCAGCCCAGACCUGAAGUACGCGGAUUCCCCUGUAGUCAGUAA
Molecule: messenger RNA, 977 nt
Organism: Oncorhynchus nerka (sockeye salmon)
Lineage: Eukaryota; Metazoa; Chordata; Actinopteri; Salmoniformes; Salmonidae
Product: zinc finger and BTB domain-containing protein 11-like
Exons: 3
Coding region: 672-977 (101 amino acids)
Biological process (GO): regulation of DNA-templated transcription
Molecular function (GO): DNA-binding transcription factor activity, RNA polymerase II-specific; RNA polymerase II cis-regulatory region sequence-specific DNA binding
Source: RefSeq, a predicted model, not a curated record